AUGCCUAACCUCGCCUCCCUUGUCACCGGCGCGGAGCUGACCGCCACUAGGCCUCAAACGCCAUCCCAAGCCUUCUACAAAAAAUAUGCCACCGCGGUCACUGCCAAAAAUUUGAGCGGCGGAGACAUCCCCCAGUUCUAUGCCGAUAAUGCUCUUUCUCACAACCAGAAUGGUCAACUUUUUGCUCAGUUCGAGAAGCUCUCAAACGACUUUGUGAAAAUUUGGGAGACACAGAACGACGACGGGACAGUUGGCCUAGUGUCUCAUGUCUUCCGCUACAUCUGGGCUGCCGGCAACGAAAGCGACAAACCCACCGUAAACGUCCCUCUAUCGAUGGUCUGCAAAAUCAGUUCCAACAACGCACGAGGGACGGUGGACGGCCUACAAUUUAAAGAGGUCUGGCUCUAUUGGAAUACCUACAAGCUCCUGCCUUAAUUCUCGGAGGACUCGAUAUUGUUAAGCUCGAAGAACAUUUUCGAUGAUAAAUGAAUGGUUGUCCCGAGGAAGCCACAAGUGCAGAGGGGUUGAUGACCAUAUUUGAAUGUGGUGCGAUGCUGUUGAAGAUGGAAUAACCCCCCGGGGUUGUUAGCCCUGCCCUGCUAGAUAGAUGUCUUCUUCUACAGCCUACCAUGUAUGUAGUGUCUAACUAUAAUAUGUUCUUCC
Trichoderma asperellum CBS 433.97 is the source of this 663-nucleotide messenger RNA. Lineage: Eukaryota; Fungi; Ascomycota; Sordariomycetes; Hypocreales; Hypocreaceae. The record is from RefSeq and is a predicted model, not a curated record.